UAGGUGUUUAAAGAUUAGCACCAUUAAUGUAUCCUUUGACAGAGGAAAGCUAUUAAUUUCAGUAUCAAUGUAAAUUAUAAUGAAUUGUAAUGACGAGUUACAAUCUUAUCAAUGAAGAUAGUGUGGUUGCGCGUACGCGUGUACGACCCACCAAUCACUAACCCCAACUGUUUAUAAGAGCAUAAGAAUGUACACACCAGUAGUAUGGGUGUGUUGAAUGAAUCACAAAUGAGACAGCAAAAUAAUUUAAUCACUUGCAUGUUAAUAGUGAACACUAAUAUAAAAUGAACUAGCAAAGAACAGAAAAUGUGUUGUUUUAAAUAAAAAAGCGGUUCAAUGAAGUAAAAGAAGUGAUGGUAAAGUAAAUCCCUGAAAUUAUUUGGAUCAAAACAAUAGUUCCAAGAUGGAGCUAAGCAAUGAUCUAUGUAAUUUUGAAUGGGCGACGUCCUCCCAUUUGCCUGAAAUUUUAUCAUUUUUAUAUGAAAAUUUUGAUAAAGAAGAAACUAUGCUGACAAGCCUGAGGGAUAAUAAUACUCUAACAGCUGAAGAUGAAAAAUCAAUGAGGAUGGAUCAUGAAAGAUUGAUCCGAGCGAUCUUCGCUUUUUCCCCUUGUUUGAUAGCCGUAGAAAAAUCAUUAAAAAAGAUCAUUGGCGUGAACCUGAUGAUUGUCAGCAGGAAUUCCAAGUUCGACGACAAAGCUGAUGGAGUAUCCGCUGCGUUCGCCAACAAUCCUCCUACAACAAAAUUAAUGAAACAGUAUUUCAAUUAUCUGUCGGUAAUCAGCGAGAAGGCUGAUCUGUUCGACAAGUUUCCUAACGCUAGAGUAGCUGUAGAGUUCUACGCGGUUGCCAUUGAUAAGAAUUACCGUAGACGAGGCCUCUCAAAAGCGCUGAUGGCAGCUGGAAUAUCGUUUGCAAAAGACACCGUCCAGGAUGCUGGAUUCAUAUUCGGAGUGUACACCUCCCUGUACUCGAAAAAAGCAGCUGAGACCCUUGGUUUGAAAAGCGUCAUGGACGUUGAUCUUCUAACUUAUAAGGAUGCUGAUGGUCAGCCUAUUUUCCAGGAUACUCCUCCACAUAAUAUUGUUUCUAUCAUGGUGUUACAGCUUGCAUAAAACCUUUCAAAUAAAAUUGUAAUUAAAAUUCUAAUUAAA
This is a messenger RNA of Osmia lignaria (orchard mason bee), 1153 nucleotides long. RefSeq names its product arylalkylamine N-acetyltransferase 1. Gene Ontology annotation, molecular function: N-acetyltransferase activity. NCBI's taxonomy places the organism in Eukaryota, Metazoa, Arthropoda, Insecta, Hymenoptera, Megachilidae. The record is from RefSeq and is a predicted model, not a curated record.